Drosophila ananassae is the source of this 2371-nucleotide messenger RNA. RefSeq lists its product as uncharacterized. The transcript is spliced from 3 exons. Bases 280 to 2289 code for a protein of 669 amino acids. NCBI's taxonomy places the organism in Eukaryota, Metazoa, Arthropoda, Insecta, Diptera, Drosophilidae. The record is from RefSeq and is a predicted model, not a curated record.
CAUCGUAAUUUCGAUUAAUCUUGCCCCCAUCUCUCGUUCAAAGGCUGGAGCGUCGCGUUUGAAAUUACCGAUCGUUUUGUGGCAUACCGCGAUCCAAGCAAUAUAUUUAAAUAUCUAGUGUGUGCGAGGAAUUUAUUGCAAGAAGGUAGGUAGUUAGGACUGGCGUAUGUCACUAAAUGCUUUAAACUAUAGGCGAUCGAUUGAACCGGAGUACCUGGAUUUGUGCCUCAAGGACUUGCCACUCGCGCACACGUAUACACGCAAAUAAAAAGGAAAAAAAUGAGUGGUCUUAGAAAGUUUCAGGACAACGAGGCCUGGCGUCAGAAACUGCGUGCCUAUCUCUUGAACGAUUGCCAACCCAAGAAACCUGCCAAAAUGGAGGAGUCUAAGGAAAUGCGCUACAGCUUGAGUAUCGACGAGGACAUCCGGAAUAGGGCUAAGAAAGUGACUCCGCCGGCUGGCACCAGCCAAACCACAAUAUGUAUCAAUGAGGAUACCAUAUACGAAGGAGCUAUGGGACAAUUCAGUGAUCGGGAUGACAGCUUUGAUGCGUUCGAACGGAUGUGCGAUAAGACUGCCUCCGAUCCCAAUAGCACCUUGUUCCAGUACCUCCACAGUGAGGACAAAAGUCAGGUUGUUGCGAUGGCUAAGGAUCGCAGCGUCUCCCGAGACCUUAGCGCCGAUGAUCAGAAAGAAAUUGAUGCUCUGCGUCGUAUGCUUGAAGCAGUGGGCACCGAGGAUCUCCUGGACAACGAGAGUCCGGUGAAGGGCGUGGAAUGCACUCAGCUGGAGGACGUGGAGGCGCCUUCACGGUUCUGGGACAACGAUAAUACCAUGGCUGGGUUUGACGAGUCCAGCAUGGAGCCCAAAACCAAGGUCUCGCCCGUGAAGAUGGUGGGCCUGAUGCGCCCCUCGACUAUUAUCGAGGACAAUGAACUCGACUCUGACAUGUCAUCGCAGGUUAGCUUCCAGAGUGCUCGCACUUUAAAAACGAACGCGUCUAGUUGCUAUGAAACAGCUACAGAUAACUCUUUGAGCGGAACUCUUCUAAGCGUCGAUGAUAUGUUUUAUGCGGCAAUUGCUAAGGCUAAACCCCCGGGAAUGUCAAAGGGCGAAGAACUGGAGCUCCUAAGCGAUCUCCACGGUAGCCUAAAAGAGCUAACGAAGGAGCAGAAUGAGCCAGUAGAGGAGGAACAGGAAUCCGAUUAUGUAGAAAACACAAUAAUAGAACUGUCUUCAUCGGACGAUGAAGAGGUGCAGCUUGUUUCUGACCUAAAACAGGAAAAUAUCUCUUGUCUCCAUGAAAAGUCGGUUGCUGAGAAACAACCCGCACAUGACACUCCAGAGGAGGUUCAUGACUUGACAGCUGAAGUUGAGUCGGAGGACAAGGAGAACGACGAGAACCAAUCCAUGCAUUUUAACGAUACUAUGGAGGAGAUGCAGUUUAUGAUGCAAAAGGGCAUGGAGUACAUAGCUGGAGCAGCUGCGCCUGCUGCCGCUUCCUCCCUUGCUACUGCCAAGCCCAAAAGUCCGGUGUUGGCAAAAUCGAAUACGUUUGUAAUGUCGCCCAGGCAGAUUCGCAAAACUCCGAAAUCUGAAUUUUUGGAACCAUCCCUACCACUUCGUUCUAGUAAUAAAACCCCGCAAAGCCUUAGAUCAUCACCCUGCAAGGCUAAGCAGCCUUUGAAGCAUGAUCUCAACAUGGAGUGGACUAAGAAAAAGUUCUUCGGUGCAUCCUCUGGAAUUCCGCAGCGUCGACAGCAGCAGAUAAAGCAGCCGUAUUCUAAUAUCGUUAGUCCCAUUCGCACUUACACACAGAAGUCGGGCACUGCGCCUCUCAUGGCACUAUUUAGGCAGACCAGCGCAGACGUGUUCAGUACCUUGGCCAUAAGUGAGCUGGAACAGGAGUCCCGCCUUUGCCAACCGAAGCCUAACUUUGGCAAGGGCGCUGGCUCCGUAGAAAUAAGUGGAUGUUUGCUCGAGGGCAUUGACUCCACGGCUCAACUGCUGCCCAAAAAAGCAUACAUAUCUUCUGAAAUCAAACACGUGGUGGACGAGCGCACUCCACUGCCUAUGCCCAGUGUGCCACGCAUUCAAAAGUAUCUAAACUCGGCGGUGGAGCCUACUGUCCUCCGUCAUGAUGGUAAAAUGAAAAUGGCAAAUGAUGCGCCACGUAACCCCUCCACAUCGUCGCACAUCCCACGGCUCGCUAACCACAGCCUGGCCGAUCUAUCACUAGCCUCUGGAGAUGUUUCCUUGUAUACGAUUCGGGAUGCACAAAAGUUUUAAGAUUAUAAGAAAACGUCCAUGUUUUAAGGGUUAAACUUGCUACAAGAAUAUAAAUGUGUAUUGAAUAACUAGUCCUAGUAAA